Pistacia vera is the source of this 1246-nucleotide messenger RNA. Its product is annotated as transmembrane protein 45B-like. Bases 71 to 994 code for a protein of 307 amino acids. The record is from RefSeq and is a predicted model, not a curated record. The transcript has a single exon. Lineage: Eukaryota; Viridiplantae; Streptophyta; Magnoliopsida; Sapindales; Anacardiaceae.
UCAAAGCCUCUCUUUAAAAUACCAUUUUCCCUUAUCAAGUAAUUAAAAGCAAUUUGGUCUCAACAACAUCAUGGGUUCUUUAGCAGGUCAUGUAGCACCAGGCAUUGCCUUCUUGGCACUUGGCUUGUGGCAUCUUCUUAAUCACAUCAAGCUCCAUUCUCUCCACCCAAAUUCCUUCACUUCAACUCCAUGGUUUCCCUCUUCAAAAAUAAGGUACAUUGAGCUCUACUUGAUCAUGCUAGGGACCUCCAUUUCCAUGGCCAUUGAAUUUGUCAUAGGUCCCGAAAAACACCACCCUUUUGACACCGAUGGAACCAUUCCCUCUAACCAUCUUCGCAACUUUGAACACGCAACAAUCUCAUUCACUUUCUUCACUUACGCAGCUUUCGCCAUUCUUCUUGAUAGAAUUGGGUGCAAAACUCAGUUUGCCCUAACACAAUUACUCGGAGCCAUCGCCUUUGCCCAAGAACUUCUUCUUUUUCAUCUUCACUCAGCUGAUCACAUGGGAAUUGAAGGCCAUUAUCACUUGCUUUUUCAAUUUGUCAUUCUUGUUUGUUUAACCACAACCCUGAUGGGCAUUAGCCUCCCCAAAAACUUCUUGAUCGCCUUUGUUAGAUCAGCCAGUAUUUUUUCCCAAGGUGUUUGGUUUAUUUUGAUGGGCUGCAUGAUUUGGACUCCUGAGUUUAUACCGAAAGGUUACUUCAUAUACAACGACCACGGUCACCGAGUGGUUAAAUGCCAUGAUGAGGAGGCUUUGCGUAGAGCUAAGUCACUUGUAAAUCUUGAAUUUAGUUGGUUUUUAGUUGGAAACACUAUAUUUUCAGUUUCUUUAUAUGUGGUUUUAGAUCAAAUUAUUGGAGAAAAGAAAGUUGAGUAUGCAACGUUGAAAAGAGAAGAUGAACACUCCGACGAUAUUGAGUCACAAGAGGACAAAAAAUUUGGUGCGCUUAAGAGUUUUUAUUGGCACGGGAAAAGAUGGUUUUGCAUCAAUUAAAUUGAAAGAUAGAAAGGAGAAGACGAUGAGUCAAAAAUUAAAGAGGGUUGGUGAAAUCCAGUUUGUCACUUUCAUUAUCUUUGUUUUGGCUUAAAGAAAAAACAAUGGAUGGCUUGUGGAGAAAAAAAGUGUUAUGAAUAUUGUAGAGGGAAAUUGUUUGGUUUGUAUAUAUUGAUAUGGCAUUUAGCUUAUUGGGAUUGAGUGCUAUCUGUUUGUUUGUGUAGAUGAAGUUAAUAAAAUCCAAUACCUAUU